AUGAACGCUGAUAACAUGUCCCAAGAAACCUCAACCCAAAAUAUUGAAAUAACAUGCAGCACCUGCAAAACUAAAAGAAUUGCUGCGAAUUUCUAUCAUAUUUCUGCAUCCUCGUCACAAAAAAAAUCAAAACUUGAAGUAGUUCAAGACGAAAAUACCUUAACUAAUCCCGGUAUUAAUGAAGAUCCAGAAAACAUGAACUUAUUUUCUGAAAAAACACUAAAUGAGGCUGUAAAUUUUGCUUAUGAGAUUGAAAUAGACCAAGAUCUUCUUGUUACUGCUUCCUUGACUCAAUCGGAUUUAAUUAAUAAUAAUGAUUUAAAGACAAUAGAAGAUAACUUUCGUAAACUUGCCCAUAUGCUUAUCGUGUCGCUUGAGUCAGGUUCUGGCUAUUAUUGGGAGAAAAGAUCAGAUAAUCAGCCACCUCAAAGAAUAAGUAAAACCCACGUACCGAUAGAAAGGUAUAACUGUGUAGGAAAUAUAAAGCUUACUAUAAUACCAAAAGAGCAAUAUAUUUUAGUUAAAGGACAUCACAAUGUGGCACAUAAAAAGCCAACCUACCGACAAGUAAAGUUUCUUGUUGAAGCUAAAGAAUGGAUUAGAAACAACAUUUCAUUUAAUAUGAGAUAUACUGAAAUGCAUUGUCGGCUCCAUAUAAGCAAUCUCAUAAAUCCAAAAAUUCACACACUUGAACAG
This is a messenger RNA of Racocetra persica, 696 nucleotides long. Lineage: Eukaryota; Fungi; Glomeromycota; Glomeromycetes; Diversisporales; Gigasporaceae. The record is from the annotation of a GenBank genome assembly.